UAUUUUGUAUUUUGUAUUUAUUAUCUAUUAACGUACAUCGCUCUUAGGGAUUAUACAAUGGGUUUAGUUGUUUUAUUAUUUUUAUUUGUUUUCAUUUUGGUACUUCGGUUAGCUCGCGUGACUUUCAUUUACAUUGACGAAGAAUCCAACCGUGGAAUGACACAUUCCUCAUAUUUAUGGAUUUUCACUUUAUUUAAUAAUAUUGUAUUAUGUAUUGUUGGAACUUUACUCAUAUCUGAAAGAUGGUAUUUCUUAUUACCGUACAAUCUCAUAUAUUUUGGUGUAUCAUUGACCUCAUAUAUAUACGUUUUAAAAGUUAAAGAAGAUUUCGGGAAAGGAUUAAAAGAAGCUAAACAAUCAGCUUUAAAUGCUUUAAAUGAUAAUGACGAAAAUAUUAUUAUAGUUACCCUAAAUGAAAAACAAUAACAAUAAUAAUAUCAAGCCCUCAAGCU
Molecule: messenger RNA, 452 nt
Organism: Rhizophagus irregularis DAOM 181602=DAOM 197198
Lineage: Eukaryota; Fungi; Glomeromycota; Glomeromycetes; Glomerales; Glomeraceae
Source: RefSeq, a predicted model, not a curated record